Messenger RNA from Raphanus sativus (radish), 1017 nucleotides. RefSeq names its product CLAVATA3/ESR (CLE)-related protein 9. The record is from RefSeq and is a predicted model, not a curated record. The transcript has a single exon. Bases 214 to 558 code for a protein of 114 amino acids. NCBI's taxonomy places the organism in Eukaryota, Viridiplantae, Streptophyta, Magnoliopsida, Brassicales, Brassicaceae.
UAAAUAGAGAUCGGAAUGUAUAAUAUGAGGUCACCAGUUGAUAUUUUUAAUUAUGUCUAUGAAAACGACCUCCUCCUCAUAACGUCGAUUCAUGUGCAUCUUCUGUGUUUGCAUUAAACUCCCUCUUUACUUAUCUCUCUCUCUUAAACUUUUUCCUUCUCCACCAAAACAUCUUACUCUCUUUUCUCUCUUUCUCCUUCCCCAUAUCAAGCAAUGUCGACGAGCCACCUGAACCGUCUGAUCUCGAUCUUUGUCCUCCUCCUCGUCUUCUUACUUCUCUCCGCUUCUCCAACCGCUGAAGUAAACCGGAAGACAUCAAGAAACUUCUCUUACCGAACUCAACGAUUCGUCCCGAGCGUUCACCACCCGUAUUACGUGACUCCCAGCGGUUCUUGUGACACUUUCUCUCGUACGUACGCGAGGUCUAUGUGCCUUGAGCUUCAAAGAAUCCACCGUAGCAGCAGGACGCAGCCACUUCCUCCUCCGCUGGAGAUCGACCCAAUGUACGGAGUCGAUAAAAGACUCGUCCCCUCCGGUCCAAAUCCUCUUCACAACUAAAGUACCCUUAUAUACAUCCCCAGCUGUAUACAUAUAUAUAUAGAGAGAGAGAAACCCUAGCUAGUUACAUAUUUUAUAGCCUGACACGUUUCUUGGAGUAUACACUACUUGUGUCGAGAGAUCCGUGUGUUAUUCAGUAGAGAUUUCUUUUUUUUUUUCCUGAAGACGAAGGUUCGAUCAUUUCUUCACUGCGGGAGCAUUCUUGAAUCUUGAAUAUUUUACUCUCAAAUGAUUCUACGUUAUGAGAGAGGGGGAGAUGAUGUUUGUUACUAUUUCCACGUUUGUUUUCUUUAAGACUUGUUGUAUGAGUGUGUAAACAACCUUGGAAAUAGUCUAAUUCUUUCUUGCAAUGUCUAACUUUCUAUUUUUCUGCAUUUUUUUUUCUUCUUCUUUCUGCUUAUAAUAUUCAUGAAUGUUUAAAGGAAAAAGAUUUAUUGUACCGUAGUAUAUAUGGUUGGG